This is a messenger RNA of Nicrophorus vespilloides, 893 nucleotides long. RefSeq names its product COP9 signalosome complex subunit 8 (gene CSN8). Bases 236 to 808 code for a protein of 190 amino acids. Gene Ontology annotation, biological process: protein deneddylation; COP9 signalosome assembly. Gene Ontology annotation, cellular component: COP9 signalosome. The record is from RefSeq and is a predicted model, not a curated record. Lineage: Eukaryota; Metazoa; Arthropoda; Insecta; Coleoptera; Silphidae. The transcript is spliced from 5 exons.
GGUUUCUGGAAUAGUCCUUUGAUACAAAAGCAACCUAAAAUCGAUUCGAUAAGAAGUGAUCGGCUAUAGUGAAUUGCAAACGCUUCUUCACAAUCCGUACUGUACUGAACAGUAUAUCAAAAAAGUUUUUAAUGUUUGUGCGUUGGAUGCGCGCAGCCGGUUCACAAUAAAAAUGUCGGCUGUCAUUAUUUGAGAAUGAUCUUAAUUUUAUUAAUACUGUGACUAUUAGAUAUUUAUGCCGACCGCAAUGGUACUGGAGAGCAUAGAUAAAUUAGCCGAGGAAUUAGAAAGGCAAGAGCUCGAGGCCCCGAACGGCGUAGCGACAACACAAGUUUACGAACAGUUAUUAGCUAUUUAUUUAUAUCAGAAUGAUUUAUGUAAUGCCAAGUGUUUAUGGAAGCGUAUACCAGCAAACAUUAAGUCAUCCACUGCGGAGCUGGGCCAGAUCUGGGCUGUGGGUCAGCACAUGUGGAAGCGGGAAUUCCCCCAAAUUUACAAAGCCCUGACUGCAGUUAAAUGGUCAGACAUUGUAGCGGAAAUUAUGAAACAUGUUCAAGAUAAAGUGCGCCUUAGAGCUGUAGACUUAAUAUCACACGCCUAUUCGUCAAUCACGUUGGAAACUGUUGCCCAGAUGACGGGGCUUACCGUCGAGGUGGCAGGUGCUGCAUGCAUUGAGAAGGGCUGGCAUAUUGAGGCUGACACUAGGAUGGUUCAUCCAGUGAGGCCCAGUCCAGAGCCAAGUGGACAUAUUUCUAGUGAAGAUCAACUAUACAAACUCACCGAUUUCGUUUCUUUCCUCGAAAACUGAUGAUUACUUAUGAUAUAAUUGUUUUUUUUUCUUCUUUUCUUUCUCUCAUUUAUUUUUUACACGCGAUUCGUAUUUAAAUGUUAAG